Messenger RNA from Pseudovirgaria hyperparasitica, 1805 nucleotides. RefSeq lists its product as uncharacterized. The coding region runs from base 213 to 1532 and encodes 439 amino acids. Lineage: Eukaryota; Fungi; Ascomycota; Dothideomycetes; Acrospermales; Acrospermaceae. The record is from RefSeq and is a predicted model, not a curated record. The transcript has a single exon. Gene Ontology annotation, molecular function: cysteine-type endopeptidase activity. Gene Ontology annotation, biological process: proteolysis.
CAUCCAACAAUCGUGGAUUUUUGGGGGCCAUGAAGCCGCAGAAGAAAUGGGAUUGGGGGGCAGUAUAGAUAAGCCAGGGACCAUUCCCUCGUGGAUGGAGUGAACUGCUGCAUAGCUUGCUGCGAACUUCUUUUCUCUACUGCCUUUUUUCUUCCCUUUGAGUCUGAGGAUUUGAUAUUAUUUUCGGAACAAAAGCCAUAGAUACGAACGAGAUGGCACAUAUACAAGACUUCACUGGGCCGGCCAUCAUACACGCAGAUGUGCACUCCAUCGAGCCAGACAACGACGCGGUGCAGGAGAUGGCCGCGCAGAACUUCACACACGACCUGGCGCACAGUAGCGAAGACAAGAAGAUUGCAGACCAGAUGAGCAACUGGUGGGAGGACGCAAUGCGGACGAACAUGAACGUGCAGGACAACUACAACGAGGUGCAUGUCCUGAUGAUCAAGUGGGCACGACACAUCGACCAACUGAAGACUCACAGCGAGGUCGAGCGGUUGAGUGCCGUGUUCAGGGAUGACUUCAAUUACAGUGUCGAGAAGGUCGAGUUGGACAAUCGGUUCAGAAAGCCACAGCACCAGCUCAACUCGGCGAUUGCCAAGUUUGUUGAGAAGCACAAUGAUCCGAGAAACUUGCUCAUCGUCUACUAUACUGGUCACGGAUCCUGGAACAAAGAUCAGAAAUAUCUGGAGCUUUCGGCAACAAACAACGACCUAAAGAACAAAUUCAGCCUGAAGGCAAAGGCUAAUUUUAACACUGCGGAGGCCUUCCUCAAAAGCGACGUCGAUGCUGAUGUUCUGACGAUACUGGAUACAUGCUUCAGCAGUAAUAUGCAAAAGUCUGGUGGGGACAACGAACGUGCUUAUCAACUGUUGUCUGCGAGCGGGUUCGAUCAAACAACUACCGCAGGCGAGGAGUCUUUCACGUCGACGCUGAUACUGACCCUGAAGGAGUUGGUAAAGCAGUAUGAGAACAAGCGGUCGUUUUCCACCCACACGCUCGUUGAGAAGAUCAACAUGAAUCCAGUCCGCCGCGACUCGCCAUGUUUUCUCUGGAACAGACUUUCGGGAGGCGAUCGUUUCAUCCGCUUGCAACCGCUCGACAAGAAAGAGGAUCACAUUGAACUACACCAGGUCGGCUUGAAAGAACCCGUUCGUGGCUAUCUGACUCUUCGAUUUGCGCUCAAAUCCGAGACGCUCAACCGUGACCAGAUCGAGUUCCUCACGCAACAGUUCUCACAGAUCUUCGCUAAGGGUAGCAAGGUGCGCGUUGAUCGUAUCGACUGGCUCGGUAUCAGAAAGACCUCUCGACAUGCGUUUCUUGCUGUGCAGGUAAUCAAGAAAUGGAGGAAGUUGGCGGAGAGGAGCUCGAAGCGCAAGCUGAACGUCGACACUGAAGAUGUGGAUAUGGGAGAAGAUGAAGAGAGUUCGUCGCCGAGGAAGAAAGGGAGGUCGGCGGCGUCGACGUCGCUUGCACAAGCAGGCAUCAAUUCUGAUCCGCUGACGCCCAACUCUCUGGACGCUAACUCAUGAUGUGGUUGGCAUUGUAAUAGUAACGAAUGUCGUGGUGUGGAUCAUCGUGUUUUGAAGGAUCGUUUGCAUGGAACAGGCGUCGGAUACCAAAAGGCGGUUGCAAUCUGCUCUUUCUAUUGCUCUCUUCUUUCUGUCAUUUGUACUAUCGCCAGUCUUUUUGCUUCGCGUUCUCGCAUCUCCACAUACACUUUCGUUGUGAUAUAGAAGAACAACAGGGCGAUACCGAGCCAUAAUGUCAUCGUUAACAGCAUUGAGCCAGCGUCUUCGAAUAAA